AUGCAUGGAAUACCAAAAGGUCUCGUGUUUGCCAUUUAUUACCCCUUUAUUGCAACAAUUGGAGUUCCAGCCAACCUCUCGGUGAUUCUGAUCCAGUCACGAAGAAGAUGUGGUCUCUCGAGAUGUACCACUGAUUACUUAAUAUCCAUGGCGGUGGCGGAUUUUUUGGUUAUUCUCGUAGCUGGGAUAUUAAACAGGAUUGCUGGUAUUUAUUUCCGAAAGAGUUUCUUGUCCAUCACACCAGUGUGUAGUCUUCGUUCCACCUUAAUUUACACAUCCAUCGACAUUUCUGUUUGGUUAACAGUCGCAUUCACAUUUGAUAGAUUUGUAGCCAUUUGCUGCCAGAAACUAAAAUUAAAACACUGCACCAAAAAAAGGGCGACGUUGAUAAUAGGAGUGAUUUCAACAGUGUGUUGCUUAACAAAAUCCGUAGUGUAUUUUAUAUAUGAACCUUUGUACAUAAUUGAAAAUGUACCUUGGUUCUGCAGAGUGAAAUCAAUAUUUUAUACAUCAUGGGCCUGGGUUACGUAUGAUUGGUUUUAUCGCAUUUUAACCCCUUGCCUCCCAUUCAUUCUGAUUUUGUUUCUCAAUGUUUUGACUGUCAGGCAUAUUCUUCUAGCCAGUAGAGCCCGUCGGCGACUCCGGGUCCAGAAUGAUGAAAAUAAUCAGAGUGACACAGAAAUAGACAGUAGAAGAAAGUCCAUAGUAUUGCUCUUUGCAAUCUCGGGAAGUUUUAUUUUGUUUUAUUCACUGUAUUUUGUAACAUUUCUUUUAGUUAGAAUUUCCAGGCUAACUUACUUCUCAGGUUCAAAUUAUACCAAUUCAAACUUUAUUCUGGAGGAAACAGGAUUUAUGCUUCAGCUUUUGAGUUCCUGCAUUAAUCCAUUUAUUUAUGCAGGAACCCAGAGUAAAUUCAGAGCAGAGUUAAAAAAUGGAUUAAAAUUCCCUCUAAGUAUCAUUGUUAAAUUAUAUAAACGAUAA
This is a messenger RNA of Rhincodon typus (whale shark), 981 nucleotides long. Its product is annotated as probable G-protein coupled receptor 139. The record is from RefSeq and is a predicted model, not a curated record. NCBI's taxonomy places the organism in Eukaryota, Metazoa, Chordata, Chondrichthyes, Orectolobiformes, Rhincodontidae. The transcript has 2 exons. Gene Ontology annotation, molecular function: G protein-coupled receptor activity. Gene Ontology annotation, biological process: G protein-coupled receptor signaling pathway. The coding region runs from base 1 to 981 and encodes 326 amino acids. Gene Ontology annotation, cellular component: membrane.